AUGCACGAUAUAGACUACGAUGAUGCUGAGAAACAAAGUAAUGAGCAAGAUGCGUUACUCGAGGAACAACGUGAAAUAGUGGAGGAUCUCAAACGCGAUUUACACUUAUGCAAGAUAGAACAACAUAAUAUACGAGCUGAAUUAGAAAUUCUACGAAAUGAAAAUAAAAAUAUUAACGAAAUAAAGGAAUCCUUGAACUCUAUUCAUUUGGAGGAAUGUGACGAUCAAGAUGCUCAUAAAAAGGAAAUAGGUAAUUUACAGGAACGUAUUGUGCUGUUGGAAACAGAAAAGGACUCAGCUUUGCAACUUUGGCAUAUUUCUCUGAAUACUAUAAGUGCCUUAGAGAAUCGAUUAAAAGGAUUUCAUAUAGAUGGAAUAGGAACUAAGUUUUAUCAAGACCAAGCAAAUGCUAUUAAGGAAAGUUAUUCGGAAGCUAUUCAAAUGUUGGAGAAAAAGCUUGCUUUGGCCAAAGAUAAUUUUAUAAAGCAUCAAACGCUGUAUGAAACUAGCAAAGAGAAAAUUAAUAGUUUGACUAAAGAGAAAGAUGAAGUUUUGGAGAAAUAUAGAAUUCUUCAAACAAAUACUCAGGACAGAGACAGGAAUAAUCAGCUGACAAUAGAAACGUUAAAAAAGGAUUUAGAAUAUGCUAAAACUGAGACCAACAAAGUAGUGCAAGCAAAAUUGGAAUUAGAAAAAAGAUUAAACGAAGUUAAGACAUACGCUGAAAAUGUAAUGGAAAGGGACAAGGAAACGAAGAAUAAAAUGGUAGAAGCCAUUGAAUUGAUAGAAUCUGCAGUUAGGGAAAAGGACUUAGCGUGUCAUCGGGAAUCUCUAAUAUCGGAAGAAAAAACUAGGCUGGAACAUAGACUAAAUAUAAUAGCUAACGAAUAUGAUGUAAAGAUACAAGAAUUGAAUAAGAAAACCAGAGACGAGAUCGAAUUAAAUACGAAAAGAUAUUUAACAGAGAUCAACGAACUUAAAGCAGAAUUAAAGGCAAAAACUACAGUAGCAGACAAAGUUCAAAGAGAAUUAGAAUUUACAGAAGAAGAAUUAAAUAAGAUACGUAGAGAUUCGAGUACAAAGAUAUUAGAGUAUGAACAAAAAGCUAAACGUAUGGAAUUUCAAUUACAAGCAUAUAAUGAAGCAAUGGUUAAAAAUAAAUACGACGUGGAAAUCAAACAGUUAAGAGAAAAGAUUAUUACUCUUGAAAGUAAACUAAGCACUUCAAAUGAUAAAUUACAAAAGUUAGAACAACAACAAACCAGUAGUAUACAAGGUCAAGUAAAAGGAACGAAUCGUGAAAAUAAAGAUAUAAUGAAACAAUACUCGGAUUUAGAGAGUCAACUAUCUAAAACGUUAGCUGACAAGGAAAAUCUUGUAUUACAAUUAAAAUCGUUAAAACACGAUUUUGACUAUGAAAUACAAAAAAGGGACAUUGAAAGACGUUCUCUUGAAAAUAAAAUUCGAGAACUAGAAGUCAAUCUGUAUAAAGCUACUUCUGUAGGAGAAAAUAAGUUGAAAGGUGAUAUUGCCGAUGAAGUAAAUCCACUUAAUGUUAAAAACAAACCUUGCUUCGAUAUAACCGUAGAAAACAAAUGCCACUGCUGCCAGUCUGUAUUAUCGGAUCAUAUGAAUAAAUUACAGGAGAAGUUUGAUAGAAAAACAAAGGAGUUAAUCAACCAUGUUCAAGUUCAUCAAAAACUAAGUAAAAAAUGGAGAGACGAAGCAAAAUCUUUGACAGUUAAAUUUCAAGGAAAGUCUAAGGAACUAAGGGGAAAAAUAAGCAUCUUACAGAAAGAAAAUAACGAAUUAAACCAGGAAUUAUUAAAUUGCAAACAACAAUUAGCGCAACAUGCAAUUCAAGAUAUACAAAGAUUUAAUGAACCAAAUGAAAUUAGGUGA
Eufriesea mexicana is the source of this 1902-nucleotide messenger RNA. RefSeq names its product interaptin. Gene Ontology annotation, biological process: clustering of voltage-gated sodium channels; cilium assembly. Gene Ontology annotation, cellular component: centriole. Lineage: Eukaryota; Metazoa; Arthropoda; Insecta; Hymenoptera; Apidae. The record is from RefSeq and is a predicted model, not a curated record. The transcript has 7 exons. Bases 1 to 1902 code for a protein of 633 amino acids.